AAUCCAGCGAUCUUUGCGCAGACUCUUGGAACUGCAAAUUAUGCCUGGAAGACAAUCCCAUGGCGGCGCUCCGUCGAAAAAGCCAAAGGGGCGGGUAAAUUCGAAAAAGAGAUCAUUAGACGCCUUUGCCAUUGCCUCCGCUCAAAACCCCGAAAAGAUCAAAAUCAGACAACAUCGUCUUGGAGAGAGUGAGGGAGGAAACCGACCUGGGAAGCGUCCGCGCGGCGAAGAAGAUGACGAAGAUGAGGAGCCCAGUUUCAAUACAAAGAAGCAACGCAAAGGAUCGGAAAAGGGUCGGUUUGACGAGCUAGAUUUGGAUGAGGGAAAUGAUAGUGAGGGUAACGAGUGGAAGCUUGGCCAGGUCGAUAGCGACGAUGACAGUGACCUCGACAGUGAUGAGGCUUUUGGAGAAAGCGACGAGGAGAGAUUUGAAGGGUUUAGGUUUUCAGGGGGCUCUAGUAAAAAGAGUACCAAGAAAACACGUUCCCGUCCAAAAGCUGUGAACCUGGAUGAGGACGACGAUGACGAUGAUGAAGGCUCGGAUUCAGAAUUGGAGGAAGGAGACCUUGGCGAGGAUGCAAUUGAUCUUGCUGCUAUGUUGGAUGCAACAGAGGGAGACGACGAAGAUGCGGCGGACAAGAACGGCGGCCGGGAAGAUGGCGCAGGCUCUUCCGAGGAGGAAGAUGAGGGGAGCGACAUCUCAGACGAGGAAUCUUCAAUGUCAUCUGCGGAUGACGACGAAUCUUCUGAUCCAGCCAAACUCGAAGCCCUACGAAGCCUUAUUGCGAAUCUCCCACAGACUGACGAGUCGAGUCGAGCCCCGGCUAAGCAAAGAAGUGACGUUGCAAGCGAAUAUAGCAAGCCUUCGGAUUUUGGGCUCACAUCAAAGACAAAACUCACUUUAGAGGACCUUGGUCUCCCUACAAUAAGGGAUCCACAGAUCAAAAAGUCUUUGAAAUUCCUCGCAUCUGAUUCAAAUGGGGAGAGCAAACGGAAAGGGAUCCCUAAAACUCUUGAGGUUCCAUUAGCCAAACGGCAGCAGGACCGUCUCGACCGAAGUGCGGCAUAUGAGAAGACCAAGGAAACAUUAGAGAGAUGGACAGAGACGGUCAAGCAUAACCGCCGAGCAGACCAUCUAAUAUUCCCGCUUCCCGACAACGAUGUCGCAUCAGCCCACGCAAACAGCCGGCUCCGGUCUACAGGCAAUCAAAAACCCUUCAAUGAGCUGGAAGCUACCAUCCAAAAUAUCUUGGAGGAAAGUGGACUUGCCGCUGCGAAUGGAAAGGAUGACGAAGAUCAUAUCCGUGAAAUUGAGGAAAUGGAAACAAAGAAAAUGUCAAUUGAGGAAGUCAAAGCUCGGAGGGAUCAGCUACGGAUGGCUCGAGAGUUACUCUUCCGUGAGGAAGCUAGGGCGAAGCGAAUCAAGAAGAUUAAAAGCAAGUCAUACCGCAAGGUUCAUCGCAAGCAGCGUGAGAAAGAGGAACGACUGAAUAAGGAAGCGUUAGCAGAGGGAGGAUUUGUGCCUUCUGAAGACGAGUUGGAAGCUCAGGAUCGCAGACGAGCUACAGAGCGCAUGGGUGCAAAACAUAGGGGAAGUAAAUGGGCGAAGGCUACGAAGGAAACUGGCCGAGCGGCCUGGGACGAAGAUGCCAGAGCAGGCAUUACUGAGAUGGCAAGAAGAGAUGAGGAACUUAGGAAAAGAGUGGAGGGCAGAGCUGUUAGGAAGGAAUUUGAAGAUGACUCUGAAAUGUCAGCCAGCGAUCCAGAUGAUGAUGUCGAUGGGGACGAUGACGCAGAGCAGGCGAGGCUCCUUCGGCAGCUGGAUGGGGUGAGCGGCACUGAUACAGCAAACGGUUCUGCUCUCGGGUCCAGAUUGGCAAAUAUGAAAUUCAUGCUCAAGGCCGAGGCAGCUAGGAAGAAGGAGAAUGAUGCUAUGGUCGAGGAUAUCAGACGAGAACUAGCAGGAGAGGAAUCGUCGCGUGAAGAAGAAGUAGAUGAUGAUGACAUUGGGCGAAGGGUCUUUGGCCCUUCCAGCAACAAAGUCCAGGACAAGGCAAAAAUACAACGAAGGAGUGAUUCUCAGGAGCCCGCCGGUUCUGAUGACGAUGAAGCAAAUGAUAUAUCGGAAGUCCAUGGUGUUAAUGAUAACCCAAGCGGCACUUCAAGUUCUUCCCGGAGCCAACACCGAGUAAAUGGAGCCUCCAGAACUCUGAAAAUAUCGUCGCCGAAGAUCCAAUCCAAUCCAAGUUCUGAGGGUGGGGCCUGGUCAAAAACAGCAUCCAAGCCAAGUUCAAUUAGCAAUGCGGAAGCCAAUAGGCGUCGACAUCAACGAAACAGUGCCGCUGAAGUAGAAGACCUUGACCUAUCCAAAGCCGCCGUCAUAGCCACGAAGCCCAAACGCAAGGGGGCUACCAAGAAGUCGUCAACGCUAGAUAUGCCUUCUGAUGAAGAAAGCAACGAUGAAAAUCCAGUUCGGCUACCUUUCGCGAUACAGGAUCAGGAAUUGAUAAAGAGGGCAUUUGCAGGUGCAGAUGUAGUAGGAGAAUUUGAAACCGAGAAGAAACAGACCAUUGAGGAUGAAGACGAGAAGGUUAUCGACAACACCUUGCCUGGAUGGGGGAGCUGGGUUGGAGAGGGUUUGAGCAAAAAGGAGAAGGCUCAAAAUAAGAGAAACAAGGGGAGAUUUUUGACGAAAGUUGAAGGCGUUAAGGAGCAAAAUCGGAAGGACGCGAAGCUUGAGCGGGUAAUCAUUAAUGAGAAGCGAGUUAAGAAGAACAGCAAAUACCUAGCUCCGACUCUCCCACACCCCUUUGAGACAAGACAACAGUACGAGAGGUCCCUUCGAUUACCCGUGGGACCGGAAUGGGCAACGAAAGAAACAUUCCAGGAUGCUACGAAGCCUAGGAUUCUGGUCAAGCAAGGCAUCAUCACUCCUAUGUCAAAACCUUUGCUUUAGACAUAAAAGCUUACUCAAAUGGAAUUAUGGUCAAUCUAUG
Amorphotheca resinae ATCC 22711 is the source of this 2996-nucleotide messenger RNA. RefSeq lists its product as hypothetical. Gene Ontology annotation, cellular component: small-subunit processome; nucleolus. The record is from RefSeq and is a predicted model, not a curated record. The transcript has 2 exons. Lineage: Eukaryota; Fungi; Ascomycota; Leotiomycetes; Helotiales; Amorphothecaceae. Gene Ontology annotation, biological process: rRNA processing. Bases 41 to 2956 code for a protein of 971 amino acids.